AUCUUUUAGUCUGUUAACUGAGCAGUGCCUUCACUUCACCAUCAUGAGUCUUCUGAAUUUGAAAAAAAGCAAAGGUAUCAUCGCAUGCCUGGUUAUUCUUCAACUGUCGAUGACUAGAGCACAUCCAGUACGUUCGUCUGGAACAAUUCAACGUGUUGCUCGUAACGAUCCCGAACGAGGCUACCAGCAGUUUGGAGAUCAAACGGAAGUGGAACCUACUGGGACAUCUUUUAGCGAAGAUGCAGUAAUGGAACAGGAAACGAGUCCCACUGAAUCAUCUUUCAUUCAGGAAGAGAUCAAUCCUUUCAUUUCCAGUGGGCCGGAAUCGUUUGAAAUCGUAACCCCUUCAUUUUUAGAUAAUCAAAAUGGCCCCGUUUUAGUGUCAGACGUUGAGCCUGUGGAGAAGUUGGAGGAUCCUUCUGCCAAUCCCGAAAUAGCAGUCGAUCCUUUCAUUCCGUUUGAAGGCCAGUGGCCACCAGCUGCACCUUCAGACUCGAAUGAUGUUCCAGCGAUUCCAACAGAUUUACCGAUCGCUAUCCAUUCUCUGUUUCUACCCAUUUCUGAAGAGGUAGAACCUAUCCAAAAGGUAGAAGAGCCUUCUUUCGAUCCCUUGGUUGUAUUCUCAAGCGAAGUUGAACCCAUUCAAAAGCUGGAAGAUCUACCAUUCGAUCCCACAGCAGUUCCAGUCUCGAACGAACCUGAAUUGAUUCACAACGACGAGACUCCUUCUAGCGAACCGUUGAACAUCAUUGCCCCAGUUGUGCAUGAAGAUGUUCCAAUCUCAAACGAAGUUCCUUUUAGCGAGCCGUUAGACGUGAUUGCACCAGUUUUGCACGAAGAUACACCCAAUCAGAGCGUGGUAGAUCCUUCUAUUGAUUCAUCCCUGAUUUCAGAAGAUCAUUCAGUAGAUGUUCCUUCAUCUGAUGCCCCCAUUUCAAACGAAGCUCACUCUAUUCAGAAUUUAGAAGAUCCCUCUGUAAAUCCAGUAGAAGUUGUUCCAGUUGAGGAUGAACCUGAGGUUGAUACCAAAAUCGUUGCAGAACCUGUUACGAACAUUGUAGCGAAUCAUCCCACUCAAGAAGAACCUCAAUCGCCACCUGCUGCAUCUUCAGAAAUUGAUGUGCCUCCUCAAGCAGUGUUUAUUUCAACUGUUUUCCCACCGUCACCCAUUACAGUUGCUCCCGUUAAGGCACAGGAUCCUGUCAGCCCGUAUUCUGUAACGUCUCCGAAAAAACCAGUAGCCAGUUAUUCAGUUAACCAUCCGCCGUCUGUGGAACCACAGGUACCUGUGAUGGCCAAUAUGAACGUUCCAGCAAAAACCCAAUUGAAAUCCUAUCCUGCUGGCCAGCAAUUGAAGCAACAAUCACCUAAACAAUCCCCGGUUUAUGGUAAAAUUAAGGCCCAAUCAAACCCGAUUUCAAGUGCUUACCCCAAUGCACAGGCUCAAAUCAAUCAGCCCAAAUAUCAGGUGACAUCUCCUACACCGGCGUCUGGACCUCCUCGUGCCACUCUUGCCACUUCGUAUGGAAACAACAGAUUCCCUACACGCCCAUUCGGCUCUUCACCUAAACCGAGACAACUGGGCUUUCCUCCGGUAUCCAACACUCGAGAUAAUGUGCUUCUUCAAGUCAACUGGGCAGCCAAUGUUGGCCGUCCUUAUCGCUCAACAUAAAUUUGGUUCUGAAAAUGAGAUUUUUACAACGAUAUUCUUACGUUUCUUUUCCAUGUUCUAAAAUUUAUAUUUGCUUUAUACUUACUACGUAUCCCAACAUUUUCUGAAAGAUGACCAUGACAACCCACCAUGUGUUGUACAGAUUGUACGUGUGUAGCGUUUCGAAUGUAGACAAUCGGAUGAAGGGAAACGUUCCGUCUAAAGUGACGACCGCUGAGCUCUCGUCGUACUUGUAUAGUUAUAAGAAAGAAAUAUACAUCAGCAAACAUUUA
Daphnia carinata is the source of this 1944-nucleotide messenger RNA. RefSeq lists its product as uncharacterized. The record is from RefSeq and is a predicted model, not a curated record. The transcript is spliced from 2 exons. Bases 44 to 1672 code for a protein of 542 amino acids. NCBI's taxonomy places the organism in Eukaryota, Metazoa, Arthropoda, Branchiopoda, Diplostraca, Daphniidae.